AUGACCAGUCUCGAGAGGCUGUCCGAUCAGGCGCGCGAGGACAACCGGAAGGUCCUUUUCGCCGAAAUCAUCAACAGCGUUGCUCUUGAGGGUGGCGCAGCACAGGCCAACGCCGCGUUUGCAGGUGCCCUACUCGGUGCUUACCUCGGCUAUGACGCCAUUCCUGAGAAGGCGAGAAGGGGUCUCAGUCGUAGAAGGUUCCUCAUGCGCAAGUCUCAGAUUUUUUGCGAGGUCUUUGGUGUAAUCUCGGGUGAUCUGGAUAUGGUCGAAGAGGACUCCGAGAUUGGAGCUGAGCCGGAUGAAAGACACAGAACGGCCAUCCAGAGGGCGAUUCAGCGCGACCAUGAUUUUAGACUUGCCAUGCUGAUCAAGAGAUGGGAGCGGAGGAGAGAUAAUAUGCCAGCGAGCGCUUGA
This is a messenger RNA of Diaporthe batatas, 414 nucleotides long. RefSeq lists its product as uncharacterized. The record is from RefSeq and is a predicted model, not a curated record. The coding region runs from base 1 to 414 and encodes 137 amino acids. The transcript has a single exon. NCBI's taxonomy places the organism in Eukaryota, Fungi, Ascomycota, Sordariomycetes, Diaporthales, Diaporthaceae.